AUGGCGAGCCCUCACAAGCCGUGGAAGGCGGAGUACGCCAAGUCGUCUCGAUCCUCAUGCAAAACCUGUAAGAGCCCCAUUGACAAAGAGACGUUCAGGCUCGGCAAGAUGGUCCAAGCCACCCAAUUUGAUGGCGUAAUGCCGAUGUGGAAUCAUGCUGGGUGUAUCUUAAAAAAGGCGAAGCAGAUAAAAGCUGCUGAUGAUGUUGAAGGCUUAGAAUCACUCCGUUGGGAGGAUCAGGAGAAGAUUAGGAAAUAUGUGGAGGGUGGUGGAUGUGGAUCCUCAAAUGCCCCUACCCCUGCUGCUAUGGAAUAUGGUGUUGAAACCUCUCAAACUUCUCGUGCCACCUGUAAGCAUUGCAGUGAAAAGAUUAUGAAAGGAGAGGUCCGCAUAUCAUCAAAGGCUGAAGGUCAGGGAGCCAGGUCUUUGGCAUGGCACCAUGCUAAAUGUUUCAUGGAAAAGUCCCCAGUUACCCAAGUGGAUAAAUUGUUGGGAUGGGAUAGCCUUCCAGCCAGUGAUCAGGCAGUUGUUUGUUCCCUGGUUAAGAAUUCUACUGUAAAAGCAGUUGCCAAAGAGGAACCUUUACAAGAAUCAACAUCCACAGCUGGUGCCAAGAGGAAAAAAUCCAGCAACAAUGAUCAGAAAUCAAAGCUUGCUAAAACUGAACCUGAUAUUGUGACAAAAUCAUCUGAAUUGGAAAGCCAACUAAAGGCACAGAGUAAAGCUCUAUGGGCUCUUAAGGAUGAUUUGAAGAAGCAUGUGAGCACUGCAGAAUUGCGUGAGAUGCUUGAAUGCAAUGACUGUGUUUCCACAGGAUCAGAACUUGAUUUACGAGAUCGAUGUGCUGAUGGGAUGCUUUUUGGAGCACUCUCUGUAUGUCCACUUUGUUCUGGUCACCUUUGCUACUCAGAAGGCAAGUAUAAAUGCCAUGGCUAUUUAUCGGCAUGGAGCAAGUGUUCAUACUCCACAUUUGAGCCUAAACGUGUUGAUGGGAAGUGGAAAAUCCCUGAAGAGACAAGGAAUGAGUAUCUACUCAAGUGGUAUAAGUCACAAAAGGCAAAGAAACCAGCAAGAAUACUGCCUCCACCUUCAUCCAGCUCACCAUCUACCAGCAAAGCUGCUGACAAGCUUGGUCAGUCAUCAAAAGGUGAAAGUAUAGGAGAUCUAAAAUUAGCUAUUGCAGGAAUGGGUAAAGAAUCCAUGGCGGAAUGGAAAAGAAAAGUUGAAGAAGCAGGUGCUCAAGUUCAUGCCAAGAUAAAGAAAGACACAAACUGCUUAGUUGUGAGCGGGGUGCCAGAUGGCAAUGAUGCCGAGAUAAGGAAGGCAAGGAGGAUGAAACUACCAAUUGUUAGGGAGGAUUAUAUGGUUGAUUGCAUCGAAAAGAAGAAAAAACUUCCUUUUGAUUUGUAUAAAGUAGAAGCAAUUGGAGAGUCACAUAGUAUGGUUACUGUCAAAGUGAAAGGCAGAAGUGCAGUGCAUGAGUCAUCUGGCUUACAAGAUUCUGGACACAUCCUUGAGGAUGCAAAUAGUAUCUAUAAUACGACUUUAAAUAUGUCUGACCUCACAACUGGUAUCAAUAGUUACUAUAUUCUUCAAAUCAUUGAGGAAGACAAAGGAUCAGAUUGCUAUGUGUUCAGAAAGUGGGGUCGUGUUGGAAAUGAAAAAAUUGGAGGAAGCAAGCUUGAAAACAUGUCCAAGUUUGAUGCAAUACUGGACUUCAAGCGCUUAUUUCUUGAGAAGACUGGAAAUUCAUGGGAGGCAUGGGAAGGAAAAGUAGAUUUUCAGAAGCAACCUGGGAGGUUUUAUCCAUUAGACAUUGAUUAUGGUGUUGAUAAAAAUGCCUCGAAGAAGAAAAAUCUUGAUGACACAAACAGCAAACUGGCCCCUCAACUGAUUGAGCUUAUGAAGUUGCUUUUUAAUGUAGAGACAUACAGGGCUGCUAUGAUGGAGUUCGAGAUCAAUAUGUCUGAAAUGCCUCUAGGAAAGCUGAGCAAGAGUAAUAUACAGAAAGGUUUUCAGGCAUUAACAGAGCUACAAAAUUUGCUCAGAGAUGAUGAUUCUUCUGUGAAGGACAGUCUCAUUAUUGAUGUCAGCAACCGUUUUUUUACUGUGAUUCCUUCUAUUCAUCCACAUGUGAUUAAGGAUGAGGAUGACUUUAAAUCAAAGGUGAAAAUGCUGGAAGCUCUUCAGGAUAUUGAGAUUGCUUCAAGACUUGUAGGACUUGAUAAUGAUAAUGACUCCUUGGAUGAGAAGUAUGGAAAGCUGAAGUGUGACAUAUCUCCAAUUACUCGUGACUCUGAAGAUUUCCGGUUGGUUGAGAAGUAUCUCCAAGCUACUCAUGCUCCCACACAUAAGGAAUGGGCUCUUGAAGUGGAACAAGUGUUUUCUCUUGAACGUACAGGGGAACUUGACAAAUUUGCUCCCUUCAGAAAGAAAUUGAAGAAUAGAAUGCUUUUAUGGCACGGUUCACGGUUGACGAACUUUGUUGGUAUACUUAGCCAAGGACUAAGGAUUGCUCCUCCUGAAGCCCCAACUACUGGUUAUAUGUUUGGCAAAGGAGUUUACUUUGCUGACAUGGUCAGUAAGAGUGCUCAGUAUUGUUUUACAAACCGUAAAAAUCCUGUGGGAUUUAUGCUACUCAGUGAAGUUGCAUUGGGAGACAUGCACGAGCUAAAAAAGGCUCAGUACAUGGACAAGCCCCCGAAAGGGAAGCACUCUACUAAAGGUCUGGGUAAGACUGUACCUCAAGAAUCAGACUAUGUGAAGUGGCGGGAUGAAGUAGUUGUACCUUGUGGAAAACCAGUGCCAUCAAAAGUCAAGGCAUCGGAACUUUUAUAUAAUGAAUAUAUUGUUUACGACGUUGCCCAGGUCAAGCUGCAGUUCUUAGUGAAGGUGAGGUUUCAGUACAAGUGAUGAACCAGAAUUCUGCAUUAUUAACGUUUCUUGGAGCUGUAUAUAAUGGUGGAACCUAUGUUGGAUGUUCUGCUCCUUAGUACUCUACCUUUUGAUAUUGCCUGGCUGUUUGGCGCCGAAUCAGUCAGAUCUCAUUUUGAGACUUCCUGGAGAUCUGAUUUCUUCAAUGAAUGUGUAAAUGGCUUUUGUAUGAUAUGUGAAAUUCACCUGUGUUCAUUUCUUCAAAAUGAAAUUUCAUCUCUUUAGUACUUGCAUGCA
Messenger RNA from Ipomoea triloba (trilobed morning glory), 3171 nucleotides. RefSeq names its product poly [ADP-ribose] polymerase 1. Gene Ontology annotation, cellular component: nucleus. Gene Ontology annotation, molecular function: DNA binding; zinc ion binding; NAD binding. Bases 1 to 2913 code for a protein of 970 amino acids. NCBI's taxonomy places the organism in Eukaryota, Viridiplantae, Streptophyta, Magnoliopsida, Solanales, Convolvulaceae. The transcript is spliced from 20 exons. The record is from RefSeq and is a predicted model, not a curated record.